AUGAACAGUCUGCCCAGCGAGAUCGUGCAUCUGGUGGUUGGCCACUGUCCGCUGGAGGCGUGCGUCGCGCUCGGCGACACAAACACGCGCUUCAGAGGCCUGACAGAUCCGUUUUUGGGCGAAAAAGUGCGGAAACGAUGCCCUUUUAUGCUCCCGAGAACAGGGACACCGACAAUGUUGCAAGAGCCACAGAAGGAACCGACACAAACAGAAAAGCAACAGAAACCCACAGAAUCAUGGCGACUAUGUGCUCGACUUGUUCUUGCUCGACAGAAACAGCAUCUGAUCACUCUGUCUGAAGAGCAUCAAGAUCCUCUAGUCUAUUCACUCAAAGUCGGCAUGAAGACCCUCAACUACGUGCUCAAGACAGAUCUCGAAGCGUGUCAAGGCUUAAUAGACACAAACAACCACGUCGAGGGCGAAGAAGAUAUGAAAAAGUUGUGCCGUGAGAUUCUGGACCAUCAUCAAGACUCCCCCGUCACCGUCUCCAGACCCAAUCUGAGUCAUGUCACCUUCCCUGAACAAGGAGUCCACAACUUCAUUCACCAUCCCCAUCCCGACUUCACCUUCUUCAGUAUGCUACAGCCCAAGGGAUGGUUCCUCUACUGUGCCAUCGACAAGAACCCCCUUCUUCCAAUCUUUGGACCCUUUGCUUUCUCUCAUCCAGACAGUUUUCGCGUGUUCGUAUACGACGGAGUGGUAUGGGUGGACUUUGAUGGAGCAGUGUUGCCAUUUGUUGUUGACGCAGAAGACAAUACGGUACGUUUCUGCAAGCAAAAGAUGAUCCAUGGGUACCCAGAACAGCAGGGUAGGGCCUUUGUCCAAGGCAAGGGCGAGUUAUCGCGGUACUUGUGCAAUAUGAACGGCAAACGCAUUUGUGAUUUGGAAUCGGGUGUUAACUAUUUCCUUGAAAUGGGUACCGAUCGGUUAUUUUACUGA
Molecule: messenger RNA, 939 nt
Organism: Yarrowia lipolytica CLIB122
Lineage: Eukaryota; Fungi; Ascomycota; Dipodascomycetes; Dipodascales
Source: RefSeq, a predicted model, not a curated record